Acanthoscelides obtectus is the source of this 759-nucleotide messenger RNA. The record is from the annotation of a GenBank genome assembly. NCBI's taxonomy places the organism in Eukaryota, Metazoa, Arthropoda, Insecta, Coleoptera, Chrysomelidae.
AUGGGACUCAACCGAGAACAUUUUCGCGCCAUAAUUUAUUACAACUUUCAGAGACAAUCAUCGCAACAAGAAUGCCUUGCUGAUCUUAGCGACGAUCCCAGGGUGGGUGCACCACAAACGGCAGUCACCCAGGAAAACGUCGAUACUGUGCGCAAAGUCAUCAUUGAAGAUAGACAUGCGUUCGUGAAGAUCUCAAAGACCUCAAUUCAAAAAAAUUUACAUGAAGAAUUAGGAGUAAGAAAAUUAGUGUCUCGUUGGAUACCCCACCUGUUGACUGAAGAGCAGAAAGCAGCUACAUUGUUAGUGUCGGCUGUUUGGGUGUUCCAAGGUGAAGAAAAGCCAACAAAACUCAUCCGUUCUCGAACGGGUCAUAUUGCACCAAUUCCUCUUAAUGAGCAAAGGACUGUUACUGCGGAUUGGUAUACCACCAUUUGUUUGCCAAAGAAUCAUCCCCACCAAGACAAUGCAAGCUCGCACACAGCCCAAAAAACAAGGCAGUAUUUAAUGGAAGAAAACGUGGAAUUCUUGAACCAUCCUCCAUAUAGUCCCGAUCUAAGUAAUAACGAUUUCUUCACUGUCCCGAAAAUUAAAAACAGACUGCGUGGUCAAAGGUUCCAGUCAUCAGAAGAAGCAGUUGAUGCAUUCAAAAAUGCCGUUUUGGAUCUGCCAGCAAACGAGUCUAAUAAGUGCUUCGAAAAUUGGUUCGAGCGCAUGCAGAUGUGUAUUAAUCUUCGUGGAGAAUACUUCGAAAAACAAUAA